AUGGCAAUGCCUGCGCCGCUUGCCAACGAGAAGAAGAGGGUGAAGGUUUAUGAGCUGCGCGAGAAUGACUGGUUUGAUAGAGGCACCGGGUUCUGCACCGGGCAGAUCAUCAAUGAUGAACCGCGCAUCUAUGUGGAGUCGGAAGACCAGCCUGAGCGCAUGUUGCUCGAGACCCGGAUAUUGAAGGAUGAUGGAUAUCAAAAACAACAAGACACGUUGAUCGUGUGGACAGAAAACAAUGGCACGGAUAUGGCACUCAGCUUUCAGGAGGCUGAAGGCUGCGCAGUCAUCUGGGAUUUUGUGCAGCAAGUGCAGCAACAGCUGCUUUCGCUACCAGAUGACGGCCUCUCGGACGAUGCGCUUGACAACAUAACAACUUCUUUCACCCUCAACCCGCCGGAGUUGAGCAAUCUCGACGAGAUCGAGGCACACAUAAGACAAGCGAGCCUGACGCAGGGCGGGCGCGAAGCGUUGGCAAAGUUCCUGAUAAAAGAGGAAUAUCUACUAAAGCUAAUCCCCUUGGUGGAAAUGGCGGAAGAUCUCGAGAGUUUACCAGACCUGCACCGCCUCUGCAAUAUCAUGAAAGCCCUCAUUCUGAUGAACGACAACACUAUAAUAGAGCACCUUGUCACCGAUGAGAUUAUAAUCGGCGUGGUAGGAGCACUCGAAUACGACCCGGAUUUCCCGACCCACAAGGCUAACCACCGACAAUACCUUUCGGACGAGUCGAGAUACAAGGAGGUGGUCGAGAUCAAAGACCAGAAUAUCAAGCGGAAGAUCAGGCAGACAUGGCGAUUGCAGUAUCUCAAGGAUGUCGUGCUGGCACGAAUCCUGGACGAUCCUACAUUCGGCGUGUUGAACUCGCUCAUCUUUUUUAAUCAGGUCGACAUUGUACAACAUCUACAGAACAACACGCCCUUCCUAAAAGAACUCUUUUCCAUCUUUAGCGCGGACAAUACAGACAUCAACCGGAAAGAACAGGCUGUACAUUUCCUGCAGCAGUGUACUGCUAUUGCCAAAACUCUGCAGAUGCAGGCGCGGGCCACUCUACUUAACAACUUCAUUGCUCACGGUCUCUUUGCUGUCAUCACCUUUGCGGUUAAGCACCCCUCGGCCACGAUGCGCACCACGGGCAUCGAGAUCCUGGUGGCCCUGCUUGAUCAUGAUCCAAACAUGAUGAGAGGCUACAUGCUCAAUGCGGUGCAUGAGAAGAAGACUCCCUUGACAGAUACUCUGAUCGACUUGCUACAUGCGGAAACAGACCUGGGCGUUAAGAACCAGCUGGCGGAUGCCAUCAAGAUCUUGCUCGAUCCUCAGCCUCCUUCCAGCGACCCUAUGGCCAACAGACAGAGCUCCGAAUUUAUGACCAAGCUUUCCAGACCGCCUCACAUGACCCAAGCUCAGCAGCAAAACGAGCAGUUUGCGCAGGAUAACUUUGAUCGAUCGUGCCGCAAACUGUUCGCUCCGUUGAAAUCCCUGGAAUUUCGGGCAUCGAUGCAGAACUUUUCUUACCAGGAGGUCUCGCUGUUCUCAUAUCUGGUGGAAAUCUUGACCUUCUUCGUCCGGCAGCAUUCGAUGAGGAGUCGGCCAUUCAUUUUGUCGGAAAACCUGGCUCCGCGGGUUGCUCAACUGCUCCUGGUUACGCAGAAGCCGCUGAAGCUUACGGCUCUGAAGUUCUUUCGAACAGCGCUUUCAUUACAAGAUCAGUUCUAUGCUGCUCAGGUCGUCAAAAGUGGCGCCUUUGAUGCGAUUCUGGGGAUUGUCAUCGACAACAUGCCUAGGGAUAAUCUCCUCAACUCGGCAUGCUUGGAGUUGUUUGAAUUCAUCCGCAAAGAAACGAUCAAGCCUAUAAUCAUACACCUUGGCGAGGUGUAUCGACAGAAACUCCAGGACAUUACCCAUGUGGAGACUUUUGAGAACCUUCUGAUGCGAUAUGAGCAACUGACGACUGAUCAUCCAGCCCCGGAACACACCCUCUUCAGUCAAGACGACGCAACUCCGCCCAUGAACCGAUCAAAUCUGAGUGGAAGAUGGCAGGGCAUUCCAGAAAUGGAUGCCAACGAGGAAGAUUAUUUCAAUACCUCGGACGAUGACGACGAUGAUCACGAGGAGGGCGCUGAUCGUGAGCCUAACAAAGAUGUGUCGGAACGCAUGCAGUGGCAUCGCAGGCGGAUUAAGGCGGAAAUCAUGAACGGUGGUGCUUCUCCGCUCAGCAAGCCCUUGGUAGACUACCCCGAUGAUGACGAAGACGAAACCAUGGAUAUAAAGACCGCUGCUACGCCUCAAACACCCUUGACCCCGGAUAGUGGGAAAGAGACCUCGCCUCCGGACUCCCGGACUGCAGCUGAGAGGAAGCUGCAACCGUCACCUGAUAUCAAGUCGUCCAGCGAGUCCGAGCUGCAACACCCUCCUGAACGAGUGACAGAGAAGCGUCGAAGGCAGGAGGAUGAUGAUGACGACGACGAAUUAGGAAAGCUGUCUGGCGGACCAAAGCGAAGAAAUUCGACUUCCAGUGCAUCUAGCCUUACCUCUCAGGGAUCUUUACGCCGGAAGAAGGGAUUUUUGCGGUCAAAGCGAGCGAGCGAUAACGCCACGCUCUCGAGCAACACCGAUACUGGAAAUCACGCCGAGGGCCGAAAACCGCGGAAGAUUGCAAUCAGUCUAUCGAAUCUCACGAAUAAAGAAGAAGACCCAUUGACCGAUCCGAAGGUGCAGAACAAGCAAUCUGUGACGGCCGAAGAGGAAGGUUAA
Molecule: messenger RNA, 2751 nt
Organism: Capronia coronata CBS 617.96
Lineage: Eukaryota; Fungi; Ascomycota; Eurotiomycetes; Chaetothyriales; Herpotrichiellaceae
Exons: 5
Coding region: 1-2751 (916 amino acids)
Biological process (GO): DNA damage response; protein dephosphorylation
Cellular component (GO): nucleoplasm; protein phosphatase 4 complex
Molecular function (GO): protein phosphatase activator activity
Source: RefSeq, a predicted model, not a curated record